AUGGGACUGCGAGGAUCUAAACAACCAGAGGCCCAAGUCCUCCUCCUGGGCCUGGACAACGCCGGAAAAUCGACCCUCCUCUACAAGAUGAAAUACAACGCGUGUGUGAGCACCGUGCCCACGGUGGGCUUCAACGUGGAAAUGCUGGAGUCGAGAAAGAACAGGAGGAGCAUCGCCGUGACCGUGUGGGACAUCGGCGGUCAGAGGAGGAUGCGGGAGCACUGGAAGGGUUUCCACCAGGACGCAGCGACCGUCGCGUUCGUUGUGGACAGCUCGGACACGGAGCGUAUGGAGGAGGCGCGACGGGAGCUGGAGAACACGCUGAGGAGCGAGCAGCUGCGCGGCAGCCCGGUGAUCCUGCUCGCCAACAAACAGGACGUGGACGGCGCUCUGACGGCCACUGAAAUCCAGGACAGGUUUAACCUGAGGAAGAUGUGCGCAGCUCGGGAUUGGUUCGUCCAGCCUUGCUCCGCGUCGACGGGAUUUGGCGUUCAAGAGGCCUUCGGACGAGUGGUUCAGAUGGUCAAACUCCCAUCAGACACUGGGGCGAUCAAAGACAAUAUCAAGGACAAAGUGCACCACAUCAAAACCACUCGCAGACAUUAA
Chelmon rostratus (copperband butterflyfish) is the source of this 606-nucleotide messenger RNA. It is a transcript of the gene arl14, whose product is annotated as ADP-ribosylation factor-like 14. Gene Ontology annotation, biological process: intracellular protein transport; vesicle-mediated transport. The transcript has a single exon. Gene Ontology annotation, cellular component: cytoplasm. The record is from RefSeq and is a predicted model, not a curated record. Lineage: Eukaryota; Metazoa; Chordata; Actinopteri; Chaetodontiformes; Chaetodontidae. Gene Ontology annotation, molecular function: GTPase activity; GTP binding. The coding region runs from base 1 to 606 and encodes 201 amino acids.